Messenger RNA from Cladophialophora bantiana CBS 173.52, 474 nucleotides. RefSeq lists its product as uncharacterized. The transcript has a single exon. Bases 1 to 474 code for a protein of 157 amino acids. Lineage: Eukaryota; Fungi; Ascomycota; Eurotiomycetes; Chaetothyriales; Herpotrichiellaceae. The record is from RefSeq and is a predicted model, not a curated record.
AUGACGAGCAGGUCCGCCAAGAAGGACUCCCGCAGAGCUGGAGGAAGUGAAGAUGACUGGCAGAAUUCGAAAAUGACGUGGCCACAGCCCCAAGACGGCGCAUAUAAGUCAGACCUCUCGUCCAAGCAUUCGGGCGACGAGCUCCGCCAACAAACAACCCUCCGGGUUCAAAAAUUGGCCGCGUUGAGACAGCAUGCGGAUUCACUGGAACCAGCGAUCCAGAGCAAGGCGAGAAGACAGGCUGAUGAGCAGAAGAGCAGCGCGGAUCUGGAGAUGCAAUUGAAUUGCAAGAUCGAAGAAAUGCAAAGGCGAAUUGAAGCGCUGGAAACGGAGAACGAGGAGCUGAAAACCAAGAUCAGAACUCAGGACGCGAAGUACCUCGAGUUAUGGGAGGAAAGCGAAGUGAUCUGGGAGAGCAUUGAGCAUGUGACUGGAAAAGUGGUGAAAGUCAAGGGGAUGAUCGAUGAUCUUUGA